Labrus mixtus (cuckoo wrasse) is the source of this 1235-nucleotide messenger RNA. RefSeq names its product granzyme E-like. Gene Ontology annotation, molecular function: serine-type endopeptidase activity. Gene Ontology annotation, biological process: proteolysis. The transcript has 5 exons. The record is from RefSeq and is a predicted model, not a curated record. The coding region runs from base 44 to 850 and encodes 268 amino acids. NCBI's taxonomy places the organism in Eukaryota, Metazoa, Chordata, Actinopteri, Labriformes, Labridae.
CCUUCUGAUAAAAGGAAGCAUUCAAAGACUGUUCUUGUCAGUGAUGUGUGUCAUUGCUCCUCAGGAACUUGGCUCGACUGAUCUCACCAUGACUAUCAACUUUAAACUGAUGAUACUGAUACUUGCACUGAAUCUCAGUGGUCAAGUUCAUACAGGUGAAAUCAUUGGUGGUAAAAAGGUUGCACUGCACGGCAGGCCAUACAUGGUGCUGGUGGAGACACAUGUGCAGACUGGAAAUCAGACUGGAAAACCAUCAUACUGUGGUGGCUUCAUUCUGAAUGCAGAAUUUGUGAUGACUGCUGCACAUUGCCAACCCAAUCAUUUCAGAUCCCACACAGUCUGGCUUGGAUUUAACAAGUACAGUAACAGAAACAUGAGCAUACCUGUGGAGAAAUCAAUUCCUCGUAAAGACUUCAAUGCAACUGAUUGCAGAAAUGACAUGAUGCUACUCAAGUUAAGCUCCAAGGUCAAUUUUAGCCAAGAUGUGCGUCCUAUUGCGCUGGCAGGUGAAGACGACGACUUUUUGCCAAAAUCAUGUUCAGUCUCCGGCUGGGGAAGCACAAACUCGAAUGGCAAACGUAUGUCUCAUGUACUCAUGGAAGCCAAUGUCACAAUCAUUGCCAGUGAGAAGUGUCCUAAGGAAAACUCCUACUGCUCUGAGGGGGAGACUGGACCAUAUACAGGAGACUCUGGGGGUCCAUUGGUCUGUGAAGAUGGGAAGGCAUACGGAGUUGUGUCUGCCGGUAAAGAAUCUGGUCAGCUCCUCCGUAGCUACACUAAGAUUCCUGAUUACAGAAGCUGGAUCGAUAUGAUUAUGAAGAAUCCUGAAAAUGCUUUAAUACUUGGCUGAUCUAAUUACAACAUGUGAAUAUAUCUGUUUGUGUAACAGUGGGGAGCUAGAAGUUGAGUCUGUUAUAAUUAAAUGAGAUGACCAACAUUUUUAUUUUUUUUAUUUUCCAUAUGUUAAAUGAGUCUUACUCAGUUGCUUUGAAAAUAUUUUAUCAAAAUUAGCUCAGCUUUUAUAAUUAAAUAUCCGUUGAGACUUCCUGUUGUUUGGUUCCGCUAUGCAACAUUAUAUGGUUAAAUACAUUACUGCUUUGUUCAUCUUUUUUCUUUUUAAUCUUGUCAAAAUAACGGUUUCAUUUCAGUUUGUUUUGUAAUGACUUUUAAAACAAGAAACUGUUGCUCUCUUUCCAUGAUCUCUAAUAAUGAAAUAAAAUCAACAAAAAAGACAA